Clarias gariepinus (North African catfish) is the source of this 2005-nucleotide messenger RNA. RefSeq names its product steroid 17-alpha-hydroxylase/17,20 lyase (gene cyp17a1). The record is from RefSeq and is a predicted model, not a curated record. The transcript has 8 exons. Gene Ontology annotation, biological process: hormone biosynthetic process; progesterone metabolic process. Lineage: Eukaryota; Metazoa; Chordata; Actinopteri; Siluriformes; Clariidae. Gene Ontology annotation, molecular function: iron ion binding; steroid 17-alpha-monooxygenase activity; heme binding. The coding region runs from base 30 to 1574 and encodes 514 amino acids.
GUCUAAUUGAAAUCUCUUAACAUCUAGGGAUGGCAUGGUUUAUUUGUUUGUGUGUAUUUUCUGCAGUUAUUGUUGCAGUCUUUUAUCUGAGGAAAAUCCAUGGCUUUCUGGGAGAUGAUAGAGCUCCUCCACACCUUCCUUCUCUCCCAGUUAUCGGGAGUCUUCUAAGCCUGAGGAGCGACAGUCCACCCCACAUUUUCUUUCAGCAGCUGCAGAAGAAAUAUGGAGACAUUUAUUCUCUUAUGAUGGGCUCUCAUAAAGUUAUCAUCAUCAACAGUCUUCACCAUGCAAAGGAGGUCCUGCUAAAAAAAGGGAAAAUAUUUGCAGGAAGACCACGCACUGUUACUACAGACAUUUUAACACGGGAUGGGAAAGACAUUGCAUUUGCUGACUAUAGUGCCACAUGGAAGUUUCAUAGAAAAAUUGUCCAUGGAGCUCUGUGCAUGUUUGGAGAGGGAAUUGCAUCCAUUGAGAAAAUAAUUUGCCAAGAGGCGAGCUCUAUGUGUGAAAACCUGACUAACCUACAGAGCUCUGCAGUAGAUUUGGGCCCAGAGCUGACCCGUGCUGUCACAAAUGUAGUAUGUACCCUCUGUUUUAGCUCCUCAUAUAAACGUGGAGAUCCUGAAUUUGAAGCUAUGCUCCAGUAUAGCCAGGGGAUUGUGGACACAGUUGCCAAGGAUAGUUUGGUGGACAUCUUUCCAUGGCUCCAGCUCUUUCCAAAUGAAGAUCUAAAAAUGCUUAGGAGUUGUGUUUCCAUUAGAGACAAGCUCCUUCAAAAGAAAUAUGAUGAACACAAGGCAGACUUUAGUGAAAACAUCCAGCGAGACCUGCUGGAUGCUUUACUCCGUGCCAAAUACAGCUCAGAGAAUAACAACACAAGCACUCAGGAUGUUGGUCUUACUGAUGAUCAUCUACUCAUGACUGUAGGGGAUAUUUUUGGUGCUGGAGUGGAGACUACAACCACUGUGUUAAAGUGGACAGUUCUUUACUUACUACAUAAUCCACAGGUUCAGAGAAAGAUUCAGGAAGAGUUAGACGCUAAGAUUGGGAGGGACAGGCACCCCGAGGUUAGUGACAGAGGAAAUCUGCCGUACCUGGAGGCCACCAUCAAGGAAGUGCUUCGAAUCCGGCCAGUCUCACCACUUCUCAUCCCUCACGUAGCUCUCUCAGAUGCUAGUAUAGGAGAGUAUUUUGUACAAAAAGGGACGAGAGUCAUCGUCAAUCUGUGGUCUUUGCACCAUGAUGGAAAAGAGUGGAAAAACCCAGAACUGUUCAACCCGGAACGCUUCCUUGAUGAAGAAAAAAAAAGCCUGUGCUACCCAUCACCCAGUUAUCUCCCAUUUGGUGCUGGAGUGCGUGUGUGUCUUGGUGAGGCCCUGGCCAAGUUGGAGCUCUUCCUUUUCCUAUCAUGGAUCCUGCAGAGAUUCACUCUGGAAGUGCCUGCUGGCCAGCCUCUGCCCGAGCUGCAGGGCAAAUUUGGGGUUGUUCUUCAACCCCAGAAAUAUAAAGUCAUUGCCAGGCUCAGGACAGGCUGGGAAAAGAAGGUACAGAGCCAAGAGUCUAAGUCAGGCUAAUAUGUUAAAUGUAUUUUUUUCACUUAUUUUUGAGACUUCGUAUAGAUAUUUGUUUUUUGAAAAUUAGAACAAAAGAAUUUUGUUUGUACAGAUUGUUUUAAACCAAGUGCUCAGUUUGCUACUUAAUUGUGGAUAUACUGUUUAUAUACCGUAAUGACUUUAGCAGCAAAGAUUUGUAGAAAUAAAAUAAUCUUAGAAAUUAUUAACCUUGAAUAUAUCUUUUUUGGGAAACAGUAAAGUCACAAACUCACAUCUAAUGCCUGUAAACAGGUCUGAGCAAACCAGACAUGGAGGUCAUGUAAUAAUACAUAAAUUCACCAAUUUGUUUUCAUUUUUCCAAAACACAGUUGGUGUGUAUUGAUAUUUCACUAUAAAUAAGAUUCACUACUAUAAUAUUAGUGGUAUAUAAUGUGCUGUGUAAAAUGAGUCAA